AUGAAGUAUUCAGCACUUUUGGCUAUCAUUGCCGCCGCUUCCGCAGCCCCAGCCUCCAUUUCUAACACUUGGAGCACCUUGACUCCUACGGGCACCUUGAACGAGUCCGCUUCUGCUAUUACCUCGAUCACCGGCUCGUACGCCCUUUCCAUCAGAACCGUUUCGGCUUCUGUUUCUGAGGGCAUUUCUCUCGACAAGAGAGACCUUGUCAACCAGAUUGGUGACGGUCAGAUCCAGCAGCAGACCGCUGACGCUGAGACCAAGUCCGUUGUCAACCAAAUUGGCGAUGGCCAGAUUCAGCAGCAAACUACCGCUGCCGCUGAGCCAACCACUGCUUCCGUUGUCAACCAAAUUGGCGACGGUCAGAUCCAGCAGCAGACUGCUGCCGCUGAGACCAAGUCUGUCGUUAACCAAAUUGGCGAUGGCCAGAUCCAGCAGCAGACUGCUGCCGCUGAGACUAAGUCCGUUGUCAACCAGAUUGGCGAUGGUCAAAUUCAACAGCAGACUGCUGCCGCCGAGACCAAGUCUGUUGUCAACCAGAUCGGUGACGGUCAAAUCCAGCAGCAGACCACUGCUCCAGCUACUGCUUCCGUUGUGAACCAGAUUGGCGAUGGUCAGAUCCAGCAGCAGACUGCUUCUCCAACCACCGCUGCCGUUGCUAACCAGAUUGGUGACGGUCAGGUUCAGCAGCAGUCUGUCGACGCUGAGUCCGUUGCUCCUACUCAAUCUGUCAUCAACCAGAUUUCCGAUGGUCAAAUCCAGGCUUCUGGCUCUCCAGACUCCUCCGACGCCGGCUCCCCUAAGCACUACUUUGAGGAGACCUGUGUCGCUGACGACUCCUUGACUGUUUCUCUUGUCGAUGGUGAGUUGAGAGACUUCAAGGGCAGAGUUGGUGCCAUUGUUGCUAACAGACAGUUCCAGUUCGACGGUCCACCACCACAGGCUGGUACCAUCUACGCUGCUGGCUGGUCUUUCGUUCCUGCUGAAGUUGCCGGUUUGGGCGAGAAGGAGUCCGACACCAAGGAGGGCGGCUUCAAGUUGGCAUUGGGUGACCAGACCACUUUCUACAAGUGUCUCUCUGGUGACUUCUACAACUUGUACGACGAGUCCAUCGGCGCUCAGUGCUCUGCCAUUGAGAUCUUCCUCUUGAAGGCUGUGGACUGUUAA
Messenger RNA from Candidozyma pseudohaemuli, 1167 nucleotides. RefSeq lists its product as uncharacterized. The transcript has a single exon. NCBI's taxonomy places the organism in Eukaryota, Fungi, Ascomycota, Pichiomycetes, Serinales, Metschnikowiaceae. Bases 1 to 1167 code for a protein of 388 amino acids. The record is from RefSeq and is a predicted model, not a curated record. Gene Ontology annotation, molecular function: structural constituent of cell wall. Gene Ontology annotation, biological process: fungal-type cell wall organization. Gene Ontology annotation, cellular component: fungal-type cell wall.